Molecule: messenger RNA, 2015 nt
Organism: Armigeres subalbatus
Lineage: Eukaryota; Metazoa; Arthropoda; Insecta; Diptera; Culicidae
Exons: 1
Coding region: 68-1978 (636 amino acids)
Source: RefSeq, a predicted model, not a curated record
GUAGGCAUUGAACUAAAGAUAAAUUCGUCAACGAUUGAACAAUUUCAUUAGUGACAGCGACAUAACCAUGACGUACGAUCUCUCGCUCGCAAAACUGGUUGAUCUGGCCAUCGGGACACCGAAGAUUGGAUGUUUCGAUCUUACGGCACUGCACACUUUACUGCACAUUAUUGUUAGCAAGUUGGGAUGUCAAAAAUCACACGUCGAGUUGCUACCAGAUUACAAAGAAAAACUGAACUGGCUAAUCGAGUCAUUGGACGAAGAACCAUCGUUACAUGUGGCUGUUGAACAACGUGACAAUGAUGAAGUCUUUCAAGUAUUAGCAUUCGACAAAAAUAUCAGCCAAACUGAACAACGAGCCCCAAGUGUUUCCAACAGCUCCGCAUCACAAGAUAUUUCACAGAGGCUGUCGGAUCUGGAAAGUGUUGUAUCGGUUUUGCCAAACCCUGAAGAGUUACGACGAUAUCAAUCCAGUCGAGAGUCGUUGAAACCCGAGGAAACGGUCGACUUUCUCAAUGUGGCAUCCCGAUUGGACACCAUCGAAAUAAGUUUGGGAAGAUUGACGACAUUAGCAAACGAUUUACUGCUGGAAUUCGCUCGCAUGGAGAAGAUGGUACUCCCCUAUCUGGAAGGAGGUGAUAUUGCCGUUAUGAAAACGCAGAUCGAUAAUAUAAUUCAUCUUCUAACGACGCAAUUUCCGGGAUUUUGCUCCCGAAGGUCUGUGGAUCCACAGCGAGCUUCAAAGCGAUUGACGAUCAACGCUCUGCCAGAGGACUUCUACACCCGUGGAGUGCCAACAAUAGCACAACUGCCUGCAACUUCAUCUCAACGAAACAACUCCCGCUUUUCGGCCAUUCGCAAUUCGGUGUCCACGGCGGCAUCAGAGCAAUUGGAAAAGGAAAUCGAAGGCAUCAAAAGUGUGUUAAACGGUUUGAUCGGGAUGUUACCUCUGCCAGAUGCAUCCGGAAGUGAAUUAGUUUUGAGCAAUUCUGAAAUAUCCUGCGAAGAGUCACAACCCGCCAUGAGAACUAACUUUCAUCAAAAAGCAGCCAGUGCCAUUAUCAAUCUACGAUCUGUUCAGAAGGAGAUAGAUGAGAUUUUUCUUGAGAAGGAAGAAAGGUUAGUCGCACUGGAGACAGCGCAUAGGGAGGUCCUGGAUUUGGGGAGUAAGCUACAAGAGACGAUCAAUGCUAUGAGGGAAAACUUCGAAGCGUUAGAAAGCAAAUUGAAUCUGCUAAAAGAUGAAUGCAUGGUGAAUAUGGAAGAACAUUUCAAUAUUUUUGGAAACGAGUUGGAAAAACUAACUCAAGACGUGGAAUAUCUCAAGAGCGACACCGUUGGACGUGUUAUAGGAUUAGAAAUGCAAAUGGAGGAUCGUCCCGACUUUUCAUUUUUUAGAACGCGUGUGUCAUUGGAAAAAUUUGAAACAGAAAUUGCAAUUGUGAAACAGUCCGUGGAAAUCUGUAAACGUGAAUUUAAUAAGGAGGAAUUAUUAGAAGAAAUGGAACUUCUUGCAGCUAAACUCUGUGAGAAGGUGGACAGAAAAGAACUACACACAUUAGAAGUCAAGACAAACAAGAAAUUAUUGCUGCUUCAAUCGCGGCUAAACAAGUUCCUCGCACUGCAAGAAAGUAUAGCUGCUGCAGGUACGAAACUCAAACUAUCUGGAAACUUCAAAUGUAUUUCCUGUGACCACGAAGCCACCAUGACAGCAAUCGACGAGGUCGUUCCCCAAACAAAACCUUUUCGAGUGAAACCUCACUACCCGUACGAAAUUGACGCUGGCUAUGAAGCUCGCACGAAACGAUACUGCGGUGGAAGGCAAACUGCAGCUGCGUUGGCGCGUAAAUCGAGACGAAUCAGUGUUGAGCAGCGGCGAUUGUGUGAGCCAUCACCGCUAUUCGAAAAAGCUAAGACACUUGAACUAGGACUUCAUAUCGUUUCACCUGAGAAACCUGCAUACAAAAUUCACUUGUAGUUUGUUGUAAAUAAAAUUAUUUUUUAAUGGAUGCUAA